CGCUGCUGAGGGAGGGGGCGGCCCGGCCCGGCCCAGCUUUGCCCCCGGCCGGCCCGACCCCGGCCCCGGCCCCCAAGACAAGCCCUUAUCUGAUUCUAGCUCCGGGUUUAAGAGUUCUGGCCCUGCCCAUCUCACAGCUCCGGUCCUCACUCCUGGCCCUGUCUGUCUAUCCUGCUGCCCCGCGGUCCAUCAGAGUGGCCACUCCACCUCGGAGCCAAGCCCUGAUCUGCAGCACCUUAAAAGACUCACUUUUUCACCUUGCUUCUGCGAAAGAUCAGCUGACCUAGACAAGAGUUGCCACUCAUCUCUCUGAGCUGCCUUUCCUCUACCUUCUGAAAAGAUUUGCAAACCUCUACAGCAUUAGUGAAGCCUGUGUGAACUUGGGACCCCUGCUUCUGUGCCAUGGCUCCUCCUGAAGGUCUCCACCAAGUUAUUUCCGAUGACAUCAGUUGCAAAGGUAUAUUACAGUCAGACCACUCAGACAGAAAGCCGGCCCCUAAUGGGCCCAGGCAUCCGACGGCGGAGAGUCCUGACUAAAGAUGGCCGUAGCAAUGUGAGAAUGGAGCAUAUUGCUGAUAAGCGCUUUCUCUACCUCAAGGACCUAUGGACAACCUUCAUUGACAUGCAAUGGCGCUACAAGCUUCUGCUCUUCUCUGCGACCUUUGCAGGCACCUGGUUCCUCUUUGGUGUGGUAUGGUAUCUGGUAGCAGUGGCCCAUGGGGACCUGAUGGAGCUGGGGCCCCCUGCCAACCACACCCCUUGUGUGGUACAGGUGCACACACUCACUGGAGCCUUCCUCUUCUCCCUUGAAUCCCAGACCACCAUUGGCUAUGGCUUCCGCUACAUCAGUGAGGAGUGUCCCCUAGCCAUUGUGCUUCUCAUUGCCCAGCUGGUGCUCACCACAAUUUUGGAAAUCUUCAUUACAGGUACCUUCCUGGCAAAAAUUGCUAGACCCAAGAAGAGGGCGGAGACCAUCCGUUUCAGCCAACAUGCAGUUGUAGCCUCCCACAAUGGGAAGCCCUGCCUUAUGAUCCGAGUUGCCAACAUGCGGAAGAGUCUCCUCAUUGGUUGCCAGGUGACAGGCAAACUGCUUCAGACCCACCAGACCAAGGAGGGUGAGAACAUUCGGCUCAACCAGGUCAAUGUGACUUUCCAAGUAGACACAGCCUCUGACAGCCCUUUUCUCAUUCUACCCCUUACCUUCUAUCAUGUGGUAGAUGAGACGAGCCCCUUGAAAGAUCUCCCCCUUCGCAGUGGCGAGGGGGACUUUGAGCUGGUGCUGAUCCUAAGUGGGACAGUAGAGUCCACCAGUGCCACCUGCCAGGUGCGUACUUCCUACCUGCCAGAAGAGAUCCUUUGGGGCUAUGAAUUCACACCUGCCAUCUCACUGUCAGCCAGUGGUAAAUACAUAGCUGACUUCAGCCUUUUUGACCAAGUUGUGAAAGUGGCUCCCCCUAGUGGUGUCCAUGAUACCACUGUACGCUAUGGAGACCCUGAAAAGCUCAAGUUGGAGGAGUCAUUAAGAGAGCAAGCUGAAAAGGAAGGCAGUGCUCUCAGUGUGCGCAUCAGCAAUGUCUGAUGUCCUAUUCUCAUCUCCCCAGCUCUCUGGUCUUUUCCUCUUUCAGUGUCCUGGGAAACGGAUACUAUCUGGGUUCACUGGAGAGCCCUAGAAGCACUCAUCCUCUGCUUCCCCACCUCAAUCCACGGCCGGUCAAUAGUCUAGGCCAACUGGAGUCCUAAGAUUUCCUCCCACUGUCUCCUUUCUACGACUCCAACACACACAACUCUUUUAAGCCAGGAUGGGGGCAAGGAAAGGGAAGACUAGGCUGAAGUGGCUUGAAAGGCCUCAGCCAUGCUUAGAGACUCACAUUAGGAGGAUCAUGUGAUUGGAAGGAUAGACUCCCCCCAUCUCCCACUGCUAGAAAGUUUGGUAACUUGAGGCUGGCACUCCAUCUCUGUUUCCAUCUAGUAAGUUCCCAAAGGCAAGACUUUCUCUGAUGGUCACUUUGUGGUCUGUGCCCUCAGAAAUACAGGAACCUGAAAUCAGUUUACCCUGGGAUCUCUAUCAAUCCCUUGAAAUGAGUUAGGGUUUGUCAUGAUGUAUUUAAUUUUGCUGGUAACUCUUGACCUAACCUAGGUUCUUGGUUACCACCCAUUUUCCCUUUCCAGUUCUCAAGUGAAUCCUCUUAAGGAUACCCAGUUCUCUCACUGCCUCUGCUCCUAGAGAACUGGGACUGACCUGAGAAACAAAGUUAUAACCACUCCUGCACCCAUCCUGGGUUCUGAACAAUUCCAUUUAGUAGCUGUUGUCUAAAACGCUAAAUCUAUCCUACAGGCAGUCCUGGGAAGAUUUGUUUCACUGUAUUCUGUGAGUGGGGAGACCUUAGCCAAUAUUCCCUUGAAUAAGUUCAGGGCCCCAGCCCCAUAAAAAUGUUUGAAAAUAGUCUAGGUUGCACUGUAUCUGGCUUCUCUUCUUCCUUCUCUAAUGAUCUCAGACCUCUCUUCCCUUACUUAACCCUUUGGAGAAAGGGAAGGGAAUUAAUGUUUUCCCUUUCUUAACACUGAUCAACUAAAACUGGAUUCACAAGACAUAGAUUCCUCAGGAAAGCUGAACCAAUAUCUUAAAUUUCCUGACUGCUGUACAGAGCCUCUGGGAAUUGAUGUGUUUUGUUAGGGUUUGAGCAGAAGCAGAACUCUGGCUGCAGCCACUAUUUUGUUAAAUCUCCUGCUGCCCUUCUGAAGAGUGCCAGUUAUUUUAUGAGGCAAUGCUGGGAGGGGAGGAAAUUAUAUCUUCUGAUCAAAAGAAACCUGGUCUCUGCCAUUCCAAGGCUGGGCAUAAGAUGAUGAAAAUCAGUUUCAUCUCUACUCUCUUCUGCCAUGGGGCUAGUUUCAGGCAAGUU
Molecule: messenger RNA, 2900 nt
Organism: Nannospalax galili (Upper Galilee mountains blind mole rat)
Lineage: Eukaryota; Metazoa; Chordata; Mammalia; Rodentia; Spalacidae
Gene: Kcnj10
Product: potassium voltage-gated channel subfamily J member 10
Exons: 3
Coding region: 440-1579 (379 amino acids)
Biological process (GO): regulation of monoatomic ion transmembrane transport; potassium ion import across plasma membrane
Cellular component (GO): plasma membrane
Molecular function (GO): inward rectifier potassium channel activity
Source: RefSeq, a predicted model, not a curated record